Molecule: messenger RNA, 2749 nt
Organism: Cucurbita pepo subsp. pepo (vegetable marrow)
Lineage: Eukaryota; Viridiplantae; Streptophyta; Magnoliopsida; Cucurbitales; Cucurbitaceae
Biological process (GO): asymmetric cell division
Source: RefSeq, a predicted model, not a curated record
CUUAAUCUUCCGAGCCAUUCCAACAACCGUGGCGGCGACGAUAACGACACCUUCAAAAGCUCACAUUGUUUCGCUGGUCUGGGACCUCCUGAUUUUUCGAUCUCGUUCGGGAUCACAAUUUUUUAGACCCAUUCAUCACCCUGUUCUUCAAGCUUCUUCUACCAUUUUGUCAGCUUCGUGUUCAUUCUGUUGAUUAUGCGAAUUUGCAAUUCCGUUGAUGGGUUCUGCGGCAGAGGGGCUGUUCUCGAAUGGGUAUUUCUUUCUUGAUUUGCACGAACCGUCUGUUGGGGGUUGAGAGUUUUUCCUCUUUGUUGGUUUAGGAGUAAUUUACACUGUUAGUUCUUGCUGCCAAGAAAUUGAAGUCUGUUUCAUCUCGUGUUUGAGGCUGCUGGCUCGUUACUUUCACGGUUAAGAUGUCACCCAGGUACCCCUUCUGAGUAUCAAGUUGAUUUUAUGUGGAAAUGGGACUUGCUAGUUUGGUUUACUGAAUGUAAUCUUGGGAAGAAUUGGGCUUGCUGUAUUGAUGGACAUUGGCGUCUCUUGUGUCUGAUUAUGGGAGUUAGAACAAAAGGGAAGAUUAGCAUUUUGGAAUUUUGUUUGCAUCGUUUGAUUGUGGAAGGGAGCGUGCUGAAAUGAACUUUUGGGUAGCUGCAACUGCCGCUGGUGCUGGAUACUUAGCUAAGUAUUGGCAGAAACUGUUGGGAGAUGGGAGUAGUUCGUAUCAGAUGUCUACUAAUGAGGAAGUAGGAUCUAUGGAUCAUCCCUUCCACCGAACAAAACGAAGAACGAAAACACAUGGAGAUAUUCUUGCUGCCGAUCGAGAGGUUUCGAAUGGGAGAGAUUCUGUUCGGAGUCGAUUCAAUGUGGCUUCUACUAGUGGUUUAGAUUUCGAAAAGACAGAAAAUUUGGGGAAUUACCGGGAAUAUGAUGGUCUUCCCGUGUCCAAUUUUCCACUAGAAUUAUCAUUGAGCUAUUUGAAUGAUCAUAUGACUGAUCAGCUACCUUGUUCAUCUUCUAGUGAACUGAGCUGUUUUCAGCCUACUAUGUCGAAAAUAGGUCCUCUUAGACAUAAACAUUCAAAUCAGAGAUUUAUUCAACCGCUUAGUUCACUAGAAAGUUGUGUGCUGUCUGAUCUCUACAAGGAUCAUAUUGAAAUGGAAGAGUAUAUCCUACAUUCGUUUCAGUCAGCGUCUAAAUCAACUAUCAGGCGGUUCGUUGUAAAAGAUGGAACCCGGAUCGGCAAGGAUUUUAGAGAUUCUUUUCGUGUUCAGGUUGAUCUGGAUGCAAGUAACUUCUAUAAAGAGCCUUUUACUGAAAAGAACAAAGAUGUGUAUGGGAUACCUUUGCUUCCAAAAAGACAGUCUUUGAAGACCGCUGAGAUGCUAGACAUCAAUGGAGGAGGAAGACAAUGUGGAGCGAGCAGUGCCAGUCAAAUGGACAACGAGAAGCUCGCCCGUGCAAAAGAUCGAGUGAUUCUAUUCUAUCUCAGGAUUUCGAUCGGCUUAAUAUCAUCUUUCAUGGCGAAAAAGCGUGAAAUAGACGAGCUCAAAGAGUUAUUAAAGGAUACUGAGAACUUGGUCCAAGAUCUACAAGAGGAGCUUGAGAUGAGGGAUACUCUUCUGACAGUCAAGGAGCUUUCAAAUGAGAACUGUGAAUCACUUGGCAUACCUGAGAAUUCUUUGUUCAGUAUGAAAGAACAGAAUCUUGUUCCUUCAGCUAAAUCUGAUGAUAAGGAAUUAUUCAUACAGAGUGCUGAAGAGGGAUCAGAAUCUCUGAGUAAAAUUGAAGCUGAGCUUGAAGCAGAACUUCAGAGGUUGGGACUAAAUAUCGAUACGUCGAGUACGGAUAAAGGAUUUUAUGAUCUUCAUGAGCUUGAUCAAGAAAUCACAGAAGAUUUCUCUGAAGGUGUGUUGUGGGCUGACAUGAUGAAUGAUCUAAAUCCUAAGUUUCAGCAAAAUCAAGAUGCAAGUAAGAUUACUUCCUCGGGCAACUACACGGUUUCCCCUUGGGAGCUUAGUGUGCGACUACACGAAGUCAUCCAAUCAAGGCUUGAAGCGCGUGUGAGAGAGCUCGAAAUAGCCCUUGAGGACAGUGAGAGUAGACUUCAAUGCAUCGAAGCCGAGCAGAUUGAUUCGAGGAAAGAAUUCACCCAAAGUGAAAUGCUACAUUCAUCCAGUGAAGAAAGUCUAACUUCUCAACCUCUUGAUAUGAACUUAUCAGGAGAAGCUCUGGAUGCCUACAAUGAGGCAUAUCAUGAGUUGAUCGAUAUGGACGACUCCGAAGAAGAGCUUGUGCAUUCACCUUCACCAGUUGAUGAAGGCAAGCAUCCGCAAAGCCACACCGCCACUAUUGGUCGUCCAUUUUCAUACCCAAAUGGGAGGACAAAUGGGUCGAUGAGUCUCGGUCGGGUACCUGUUAAGGAGAAAACGAAAGUUUGUCACAAGAAGAUUGGCACAAUGAAAGAUCAUUUCUCACUGGGUCAGCAGACAAAUGGUGUAGAUGAUGAAAGCAGUGAUUAUGAUGAUGAGAUGCUGAUAAAGCAGAUUGUGGAGAAAACCAGAAUGGGUUCUCCUGUGGUUCUAAAUGCACAAAGAUGGUUAUUUUCAAUGGAUAAAGACGACGAGGGAUUCAAAUGGAAUACCACAUACAAGAACUCACCUCCCCUACCUAUACUGAACAAUCGUUAGUGUAAAAGACUCGAUAAUACCACCAACUAUUACUUUUCUUCAACGAGCUUCUUUUUUAUUCA